Messenger RNA from Cuscuta epithymum, 2944 nucleotides. NCBI's taxonomy places the organism in Eukaryota, Viridiplantae, Streptophyta, Magnoliopsida, Solanales, Convolvulaceae. The record is from the annotation of a GenBank genome assembly.
GGUAUACGUACACCCGGUUGGAUAUUAUAGGCUCUCAGGUCGGACGCACGUAGCGAAGAACGCAACACCGCCCGCAUCGCCGGACGCCCGAACGCUUACGGCCCUUCGUGCCUCGGCCCGCCGCUGCUGAGUGCUUUUCGGCUGCUUCUAGCCUCCUAGUCUGCUUAUCUGGACUCCAGCUAACCUGCUUCUGCUUCUCAGCUUCUGCCUUCUGGGAAGCACCUGGUUUUGGCAAUCUGGCUUUCUGCUUCUCUCAGGAAAAUACUGAAAUCAAAGUAGGCAUAUGUAUUUGAAGUAAUAUAAAGAGAAGUGAAAUAGGUGGAAUGGGUGAUGAUGAUGCAAAGAAAGCAAACAAAAUUCUCCGAUUCUUGCCAUUUCAGAGCUUAGUAGAUGCAGGUUUUUGGCACAGAUUAUCUUCGCUCAAGCUCAACCAGUUGGGCCUAGACGAUUCACCUAUUCCCAUCACUGGUUUUUAUGCACCUUGCUCACACCAUCAGGUUUCUAAUCACUUGACACUUCUUGCUGAAUCAUUGCCGCAUGAGCAUGGAGAAAACAUGUUCUCGUCACAUUUGAAAAGUCAGGGGAAUAGAAAUCGCUGUCCUAUACCUGGCACCCUUUACAACACAAACACGUUGGAGGCCUUCCGCGCUCUUGAUAAGCAAUCCCUAAUAAAGACAGAAGCAAAAAAGAUAUGGGAUGACAUUCACUCAGGCAAAGUAGAGGAAAAUAGUGCUCUUCUUUUGAGAUUCAUAAUUAUAUCAUUUGCGGACUUGAAGAAGUUCCACUUCCACUAUUGGCUUGCUUACCCUGCUCUUAUUAUUGAUCCUCCUGCAACAUUUGUUGAUUUGAGGCAAGCUUCACAUUGCUUCACUCCCGAACAGGCUCAAUGCUUGUCAGCAGCUUGCAAUGAUUGGCGUAACACAAGUUCCACAACAGAUGUUCCGUUUUUUCUGGUGUCUAUUGCGUCUCAUUCUAAUAUUACUCUAAGACAUCUGAGAGAUUGGGAAGCUUGUAAAAGUGAGGGAAAUGAGGUUCUUUUUGGGUUUUAUGACCCAUGUAACCAUCCAAGUAAUCCUGGCUGGCCAUUGCGAAAUUAUCUUGCAUAUAUUUCUGCAAGGUGGGGUCUUGAAAAUGUUAAAUUUUUCUGCUACAGAGAGAGCCGUGGAUUUCCAGAUAUGGGAAUGUCCCUUGUCGGAGAAGCAUUGAUAUCUGUUUCCCAAGGAUGGAAAGAUUGUCAAAAUAUUCCUAAAGUUGUCGGAUGGGAGACAAACAAGGGGAAGAUGGCUUCAAGAUGUAUUAGUCUGGCUGAAACUAUGGAUCCAACUAGGCUGGCGAUUUCUGCUGCAGAUUUGAACUUAAAAUUGAUGAGGUGGCGUGCGUUACCUUCGCUGAAUCUUAACUUAUUGUCUGCUACUAAGUGUCUUCUAUUGGGAGCAGGUACACUUGGAUGCCAAGUUGCUAGAAUGCUUAUGGCAUGGGGUGUUCGAAAAAUUACAAUGCUUGACAGUGGAAAAGUCACAAUGUCAAAUCCUUUAAGGCAAUCACUUUAUAUACUAGAUGAUUGCUUGAGUGGGGGUAAAUUCAAGGCAGAAGCUGCUGCUGAAAGUCUCAAGCGAAUAUUUCCAGCCGUGGAAGCAGGUAGUGUUGUGAUGGAUAUUCCAAUGCCAGGUCAUUCAGUGCCAAAAGAAGAAGAGCACAAUGUACUUGAGGACUGUACACGCUUGCAGGGUUUGAUUUCUUCUCAUGAUGUUAUCUUUUUACUGACUGAUACUCGAGAAAGUCGGUGGCUUCCAAGUCUACUUUGUGCCACCGCCAACAAGAUAACUAUUACUGCAGCGCUAGGUUUCGAUAGCUUCCUUGUCAUGCGCCAUGGAGCCGGUCCCAUGAGCACUAUGCAAGAUUUAAAAGAAGAAACUCAUCAAAGUUGCCUUGCUGAUGUGAAGAAGCUUUCACUUAGCGACACAAUCGGGAGCAGGGAGAGAUUGGGGUGUUACUUUUGUAAUGAUGUUGUUGCGCCUGUUGAUUCAACUGCCAACCGUACUUUGGACCAACAGUGCACAGUUACUCGUCCUGGGCUUGCUCCUAUUGCAUCUGCCCUUGCUGUUGAGCUUAUGGUGGGCAUAUUGCAUCAUCCGUGUGGGAUAUAUGCCAAAGCUGAAUUUGAGAAUUCUUGUAAUACCGGGAGUAGUGAGGAGCAACCUCUGGGCAUACUGCCUCAUCAGAUCCGCGGCUCCUUGUCUCAAUUUUCACAGAUGUCUCUUGUGGGCCAUGCUUCUUCCACUUGUACAGGAUGCUGCUCCAAGGUUGUAUCAGAAUUCGAGAAGCAGGGGAUGAAUUUUGUUCUUGAAGCAAUCAACCACCCCACAUAUCUGGAGGAUGUAACUGGAUUGACAGAGCUGAUCAAGUCCGCUGGGUCUUUUGAACUAGACUGGGAAAAUGAAACUGAAGACAUCGAUGCUGAUUGUGUUGAUGCAUGAUAUCAAGUUGAUGGUAGUGAUGAUAUUUCUGCAUUUUUUCUCUCAUAAAUCUACUCUAUCCCUUAUAGACGGCCUCCCAAAUCCCAAGAAGGGGUGUUUGUAGAUAUUGCUUAGAGUUGGAUAGGUUAUGAAACCCAAGAGGCCAAGACUAGGUUUUGUUAGAGGUCAAACUGCCAUAUUUUUGUUUUAAACUAUGAUAAUAUAAUGCUCAAAGCAUACAUACAUAUGUAUGUAUGUAUGUAUGUAUGUAUGUAUGUAUGUAUGUAUGUAUGUAUGUAUGUAUGUAUGUAUGUAUGUAUGUAUGUAUGUAUGUAUGUAUGUAUGUAUGUAUGUAUGUAUGUAUGUGAGACAUAGAACCUGAUAUGUAUUACCUUUGUGAAGUAUGCAUAUAAAACCUUUUCGAGGGAGUCAUAAUAUUAGAAACUUGAUCUUAUUUUAUGGAUAUUGGAAGCACAAACUAAUUGAUA